This is a messenger RNA of Micromonas pusilla CCMP1545, 822 nucleotides long. RefSeq lists its product as uncharacterized. The record is from RefSeq and is a predicted model, not a curated record. The transcript is spliced from 2 exons. Lineage: Eukaryota; Viridiplantae; Chlorophyta; Mamiellophyceae; Mamiellales; Mamiellaceae. Gene Ontology annotation, biological process: rRNA methylation. Gene Ontology annotation, molecular function: rRNA (adenine-N6,N6-)-dimethyltransferase activity. The annotation marks the transcript as partial.
CGUCGAUGGCUCGGGCAGCACUUCCUCGUCGACCGCUCCGUCAUCCUCGACGCGCUCGACGCCGCGGACGUGCGCGCGGGGGAUUCGAUCCUCGAGAUCGGGCCGGGGACGGGGAACCUCACCGCGGAGCUUCUGAGCGCGGGCGCGGUCGUCACCGCGGUGGAGAAGGACAGGAACCUGGCGGAUAAGCUCGCGGAGACGUUUCGCGGGAACGAAAACUUGACCGUGCACGAGGCGGACUUCCUGAAGUGGAACGUCGCGAAGGCGUUCCCGGAGCCCACCGACGCCGCCGCCGCCGACGCGGCGCUCGGCGACGGCGCGCCUCGACGCGCGAAAGUCGUCGCGAACAUCCCGUACAACAUCACCACGGACAUCCUGAAGGUGCUGCUCCCCAUGGGCGACACGUUCGAGAACAUGGUCUUCAUGUUCCAAGAGGAAGUCGCGCGACGGUUGAUUCGCGACGACGCCGGCGGGAGCGACUACCGCCCCAUGUCGGUGCGCGUGCGGUACUACUCCGAGCCGUAUUACGUACGACCGGUAUCCGCGGCGUGCUUCGACCCGCCGCCGAACGUAGAGAGCUGUCUGAUAGGGUUUCGGCCGCGGCGCAGAGAAGAGUAUUUACCCCUCGCGGGCACGGAGCGGCAGUUCUUCGCGUUCGUGCAAACAUGUUUCGCGCAGAAGCGGAAGAUGUUGAAGAACAACAUGCGCGCCGCGUGCGACGACGACACGAUUCGCGACGCGUUGGCGACGUUGAACAGACCGGAGAAGACGCGCGCGCAGGAGCUGAGCAUGGAGGAGUACGUCGAGCUGUUCAACUUCGUG